CCAAACACAUUAUUGUCAGAAUGACCAGCAAUGCUAAUAAGAAGACCAAAACCACCCAAGGCCGCCAGAAAAUCGAAAUCAAGAAAAUCGAGAACAUAAGCAACCGGCAGGUCACCUUCUCCAAGCGGCGCACCGGCUUGUUCAAGAAGGCGGCCGAGCUGUGUAUCCUGAGCGGCGCCGAAGUGGCCAUUAUUGUCAGGUCCCCCGGGAAACGAACGUUUGCGUUUGGGCACACCAGCGUCGAUGCUGUUAUCGGCCGUUACCUCGCCGGAAACAAUCCCACCGCUGACGCCAUCGUGGCGUCGAUGCCGGCUGCCGGUGGUGGUCACCGGGCGUCGGAGGAGGAGUUUAAUCAGCAUUAUGAUUUGGUUUCGAAGGAGCUGGAGGCGGAGAAGAGGCGGAGCGCCGUGAUUGUGGAGUCCAAGAAGGCGGUAGAUUGUGGUGGUUUUUGGUGGAACGAGCCGGUCGGCGACUUAGGAUUGGCCGAGCUGGAGCGCUACGUGGCGGCGCUAGAGGAGCUGAAGAAGAAUGUGAGCAUGAGAGCUGAUGAGCUUAUGCUGGCAAAAGAAGCUUCAAAAUCUAUGCUGCCUUCGACGAUUUUCGGUAUGAAUCCUCCAGGUGCAAAUAAUCCUGAUGGGUAUGGGUUAGCUGAUCGUUUCAUCAAUCAAGCAAGUGAAUGUGGAACUUCUAUUGUUCCUCCAGGCUUUGACUUUGGAGAAGGGCUGCAGUUUUGA
Molecule: messenger RNA, 734 nt
Organism: Rhododendron vialii
Lineage: Eukaryota; Viridiplantae; Streptophyta; Magnoliopsida; Ericales; Ericaceae
Product: agamous-like MADS-box protein AGL62
Exons: 2
Coding region: 21-734 (237 amino acids)
Biological process (GO): positive regulation of transcription by RNA polymerase II
Molecular function (GO): protein dimerization activity; RNA polymerase II cis-regulatory region sequence-specific DNA binding; DNA-binding transcription factor activity, RNA polymerase II-specific
Source: RefSeq, a predicted model, not a curated record